AUGCUCAGUAUCUUCAUGGUCGGGGCCCUGCUGCCCGUAGGGGUUACCCUGGCAUCCCCUCUGGUCACUCCGGUAGGACCGAUGGACUUAUUCAAGAGGAUCAGCUCAGGCUGCUCGACAAGCGGGUCCGCAUCUUGUCACAACACUACGGUGCAGAAGGACCUCUGUUGCUUUGAAGCUCCUGGAGGACUGUUGCUGCAGACGCAGUUUUGGGACACGGAUCCUUCUACCGGUCCGAGUGACAGCUGGACAAUCCAUGGACUUUGGCCGGACAACUGCGAUGGCACGUAUGAGGAGAAUUGCGACCCAUCCCGUGAUUACACAGACAUCGCAAGCCUCCUGGAGGACCAAGGCGCCAGUGACACGUUGUCGUACAUGCAACAGUACUGGGUUGACAUCAACGGCAAGAAUGAACAAUUCUGGGAGCACGAGUGGAGCACACACGGUACCUGCUACAGUACCUUGGAGCCGAGCUGCUUGCCGAGCGGUAGUCCCAAGGGAGCUGAAGCGGUCGCUUUCUUUGAAACGGUUGUAAAAUUGUUCAAGACUCUGCCGACAUACGACUGGUUAAAGAGUGGAGGGAUAACGCCAUCUAGCAGCAAGACAUAUAGUCUGUCAACCCUUACUUCGGCCUUGGAAUCCGCUGCCGGCGUGAAACCUGCGUUGAGCUGCGACGGAAGCAGCUUGAAUUCCAUCAGCUGGUACUUUAAUCUCAAGGGAUCCCUCAUUGACGGCAAUUUCGUGGCCAUCGAUGCUCCCGAGGACGGGUCUUGUCCAUCCAGCGGUAUCAAGUAUCCUCCGAAGUCGGGCUCUGGCAGCGGUGGCGGAACGACCACGGUAAUCAGACAACUGACCUACACUAUAAAGGGGCCUGGUCCCACCUCGGGCGGUCUACCGUCCAAAGCACACAUAACAGCAUCCACCGGCGGUCUAUUAUCUGCAGGCACAUGGUCGACGCAGACGCUCGCUACGUACACGCUAUCGGGCUCCACCUCCGGUUUUACGAUGUCGACGUCCAAAGGCAAAUGCGCUGUCUCGGGCGGCACGCUCACCUGCGGUAGUAGUGUCUCCUUUGCCUCGACGUUCUCAGCGGUCUCAUCUGGUGGGAAUUUGCUUUUGGCGUAUGGCGGUUCCACGGCGUGGACGGCGGACGCGACGCCUAGUGGAACAACCCAAGAAACCGUCUACACCGGCAGCAGUCAUUCAGAGGACAUCACCUUAUCCAUUGUGUCGACGUAG
Gloeophyllum trabeum ATCC 11539 is the source of this 1239-nucleotide messenger RNA. Its product is annotated as RNase Gf29. Lineage: Eukaryota; Fungi; Basidiomycota; Agaricomycetes; Gloeophyllales; Gloeophyllaceae. Gene Ontology annotation, biological process: RNA catabolic process. Gene Ontology annotation, molecular function: RNA binding; ribonuclease T2 activity. The transcript is spliced from 15 exons. Gene Ontology annotation, cellular component: extracellular region. The record is from RefSeq and is a predicted model, not a curated record. The coding region runs from base 1 to 1239 and encodes 412 amino acids.